AUGUCCCUCCACAUCGCAGCACGAACCAGUCUCCCGGGUCACCUCCGACACCAGCCGUCCUCUAACCUGGCUCUGGCUCUGGCUCGCUCGCGAAAACAGCGACGCCUCCACCUGGCGCCUCCCUUCCUGCUCGAUGGAGGCCCUUAUGUACCCCGUUUUCAGAUGCUCAGUUCGCGCGAUGCAGCCCUCAAGCGGUCCCGCGCCUACGCCCAUCUCCGGAACUGCAACCUGUGCCCGAGGCUCUGUGGCGUCAAUAGAUAUGAGACGACGGGCAUGUGCCUCGUCGGGGCCACGGCCAUGGUGAACACCAUUGCGCCGCACUUUGGCGAGGAGGCCUGCAUCCAGGGCCACCAUGGCAGUGGCAGCGUCUUCAUGAGCGGCUGCAACAUGAGGUGCAUCUUCUGCCAGAACUACGACAUUGCGCACCAGAGAAAGGGCAUGGAUCUCACGCCCGAGGCGCUGGGUGAGUGGUAUCUCAAGCUGCAGGACGUGGGCAAUGUGCAUAACAUCAACAUUGUCACGCCGGAGCACGUGGUGCCUCAGGUCGCCCUCUCCAUCCUGCACGCCAAGGACCUGGGGCUCAAACUUCCCAUUGUGUACAACACGUCGAGCUUCGACUCGCUCGAUUCUCUGCGCCUGAUGGAUGGCCUCGUGGACAUUUACCUGGCCGACUUCAAGGUCUGGAACGCGGCCUCGUCCCGGCGCCUGCUCAAGGCGGACGACUACGCCGCGACGGCCAGGGAGUCCGUCAAGGUGAUGCAGCAGCAGGUCGGUGAUCUGUGCUUCACGCCAGACGGUGUCGCCAAGCGAGGGCUGCUGGUCAGGCACCUUGUCAUGCCGGGGAUGGAGGAGGAGGGUGCUGCCAUUAUGCGCUUCUUGGCCGAGCAAGUGUCUACAGACUGUUUCGUGCACAUUAUGGAGCAGUAUCACCCUGACGCCCACGUCGGCAAGAAGACUAGGCGCAAGCCAAAACAAGGCUCCGAGGAUGAGUCUGUCAGGUACGCCGAGAUCAAUCGUGCCGUCACCCACAAUGAGGUCUCUCUCGUGCGCAAGGCGGCGGAAGACGCUGGACUGUGGCGUUUCAAUGACCCGCCCAGGCACGAGGGGUUUGCCAUCUGA
Molecule: messenger RNA, 1119 nt
Organism: Emericellopsis cladophorae
Lineage: Eukaryota; Fungi; Ascomycota; Sordariomycetes; Hypocreales; Bionectriaceae
Exons: 1
Coding region: 1-1119 (372 amino acids)
Molecular function (GO): catalytic activity; iron-sulfur cluster binding
Source: RefSeq, a predicted model, not a curated record